UAUAGUCUCCAGCAGCAGACCUCAGGCCCUUCAGCACUGGGCUAGCUCCAGCACCAUGGCUGGCUUCUUGCAGAUGACCCUAGCCUUCAGGAAAUACCUGAUCAUAGUGUUUGUACCCCUUUUGUUUCUUCCUCUGCCUCUGGCUGUUCCUACCAAGGAGGCCCGAUGUGGUUACGUUAUCAUAGUGAUGGCACUGUUUUGGUGCACGGAAGCCUUGCCGUUGGCUGUCACAGCUCUCUUUCCUGUCCUGCUGUUCCCACUAAUGAGUAUCAUGGAUUCAACAACAGUCUGCAGGGAGUAUUUGAAGGACACCAAUAUGCUAUUUAUUGGGGGACUGCUGAUGGCCAUUGCUAUUGAGAAUUGGCACCUACACAAGCGUGUUGCUCUGUGGGUCUUGCUUAUCACUGGUGUCAGACCAGCCCUACUUCUCAUGGGUUUUAUGAUUGUGACCGCCUUCCUGUCGAUGUGGAUCAGCAAUACCGCCACCACUGCCAUGAUGGUCCCGAUAGCACAAGCGGUGUUGGAACAGUUGCACAAGUCUGAAAUGGAGUCUAGCACAGCUGGCCAAGCAUCUGAAAACAUCAAUAAAGCCUUUGAACUGCAGGAAGAGUCAAAUAAACCAGAUAGCUCCAAAGAAACAGAGGAAAAAGGUAAUAGUCAUGUCCUGACAGUUGAGGAAGACAAAAAGAGAAAUGAAGAUCUGCUAGAGGAGAAACACAAGAAAUUCUGCAAGGGAAUGUCUCUCUGUAUCUGUUACUCAGCCAGUAUUGGAGGGAUUGCAACUCUGACUGGUACAACACCAAAUCUGGUACUGCAAGGACAAGUUGAUGAGCUCUUUCCUAACAAUGGCAAUAUCAUCAACUUUGCCUCCUGGUUCUCCUUUGCUUUCCCCACUAUGAUCAUGUUACUGGUUUUGGCAUGGAUUUGGCUGCAGAUACUGUACUUGGGCUUUAA
Molecule: messenger RNA, 954 nt
Organism: Phaethon lepturus (White-tailed tropicbird)
Lineage: Eukaryota; Metazoa; Chordata; Aves; Phaethontiformes; Phaethontidae
Product: solute carrier family 13 member 2-like
Exons: 6
Biological process (GO): monoatomic anion transmembrane transport
Cellular component (GO): membrane
Molecular function (GO): transmembrane transporter activity
Source: RefSeq, a predicted model, not a curated record